GCCUAGCCAACUGCAGGAAAGAGAGAAAACUUAUGACAAAGAUCUCACUGGCUCACUGCUGGUGUAUCUGGGUAAAGUAUGUUUGCAACAUUUAGCUCAUGAACUUAACCAAAAGCUUCUGUCUUUGCCUUCUAGGUUUGUAGCUUUUGUGGCUGUACCUACUUUACUCUGGUAUGACUCAUGCCUACAUAUAUAGCUACCAACCAGGCACAAGGAAAGGGUCCAGAAUUGCCCACAUCAAAUGCUGAAUGGUAAACUGUUCUAGACCAGCCAAUGUACAAGGAGAAUGCCUGUCCAAUUCCCUCAUAUUUUAUUCCCACGUCACUAGAUUGUUUAUGCUUCCUCUCCCCUCACACACCAGUGGUUCAGUACAUAUCAAUGUUUUAGUAUGUUUCAUAUAAUUGUUCCCCAAUAUCCCUAGGUCUCUUCUUCCUUCCCCUUUCCUACUCCUGCCUGCACGAUUCUGAUCCAGUCCAGGCGGUGUAGAUCGAGAGAGAGAAUUGAAAGAGGGAGUGAGAGCUAGCUAGUAUAUUUAGUGGAAGAAGGAAAGAUGAUAACUAGGGAGGAGGAGAGGAUUAUUGGAGAUGUGGAGGACAAGCAGGUGCUAGCUAAGAUCACCAUGGAUGACAGGAAGAGAUCCAUGAGCGGGAGCAUGCUGGACCUCAAUGAAGGCAUCCAUAUGGAGAGCGAUGAUGGAGAAGUCGGCGACGACAACGAUGAAGAGGAGGAGGAUGGAGGUAGCACCACCGAUGUUGCCGGGAGCCGGAGCUCCAGCAACAACAGCAGCACCAACCAUGCUUUGGAGACCCAACAGGGUACCGGGGGUGGCGAGCAUAGGGUGCGGCAGUACAACCGAUCGAAGCUGCCUCGGCUCCGGUGGACGCCCGAUCUUCACAUGGCCUUCAUACGCGCCGUCGAGAGGCUUGGUGGACAAGAGAGAGCGACCCCUAAGCUAGUGCUUCAGAUGAUGAAUGUUAGGGGGCUCAGUAUUGCUCAUGUGAAAAGCCAUCUGCAGAUGUACCGAAGCAAGAAGCUAGACCACCAUGGUCAACGGAUCAGGGGAGCCAUUUCCUCAGUAUUUUCACCUAUGGAUUUCCACUCAAUGAGAGGCGAUCGACGCUUUCAUGACAUGCUCCUCCAAAGAGCUGCCGCCCUCUCCUCGACGGCGGAGCGCGGAGGCUUCUUUGUGUCGCGGAAUGGCGGCGGCGGAGGAGGGAACACCAAUAGCCGCCUCUAUGGGAUUCUCCAACACCACCACCUGCCAUCUCCGAUGCAAUCUGGCUUCAAGAACGGAAGUUUCAGGAAUCAAGAGUGGGCGUUCGACCACCGUAACAUGAUGGCCAGGAAUGAUGUGAAGGCCUCCUCGGCCACGCCGCACUUCUUCGCGUCCUCGUCCGUGAGGAGGUGGCCCUUAAUCUCCGCGGUUGCCGGAGCCGGCGAGCAAAUGCGAGAUGAGAGCUUUGGUUAUUUUACCGGCCACGGCUCUGGGCCGCUCUCGAGGGCCAUGGCACCGGCGACGUCGGUCGUGCCAGGAGGAGGUAGCCAUCGUCUCCCGUUUAGAUGGCACGGCGGCGAUGGCGGCAAGGGCGCUAAGGCCACAUCAUCAGAUCCCGUGAUGAUCGUCGAAGCCCUAGAUUCCCAGAAGCAGAAGCAUCUUGAACAGCAGAGGGCUCUGAUCACAGCAGCCGACAAGGCGCGGCUUCCGGCAGAGACGCCGGAGCUGGAGCUUAGUUUGUCGCCAGCCACGGCAAUCGACGCCACAGAUGGGACACCGAGCAAGAAGAGGAAGAAGAGCGCUGCUGCAUCGAGGGAGCAAGAGCUGGAACAUGCCAACAAGCUGUCGAUCUCGCUCUCGCUCAUGCCACCUGCAGCUUCCAUGCCCAUGCAGGGGCAGGAAAAGAUAAGAGGGGGCAGCGUGGAGGCCGCUCUGGGGCAGAGUACUUUGGAUCUGACCAUGUCGAUCAAGGCAUUGGAGUGAGAUCUUUCAACUACUUUGUGUCGAGGGUUGUCCAAAAAUUGCACACUGAUCCAUGCGAUCAGUUAAGAUGUUAAUUUAACCUUUGUCUCUCCCAGUACAUAUGGAGAUAUAUGUCAUGUUUGUU
Molecule: messenger RNA, 2102 nt
Organism: Aegilops tauschii subsp. strangulata
Lineage: Eukaryota; Viridiplantae; Streptophyta; Magnoliopsida; Poales; Poaceae
Molecular function (GO): DNA binding; DNA-binding transcription factor activity
Source: RefSeq, a predicted model, not a curated record